Molecule: messenger RNA, 6006 nt
Organism: Ascoidea rubescens DSM 1968
Lineage: Eukaryota; Fungi; Ascomycota; Saccharomycetes; Ascoideales; Ascoideaceae
Gene: URB1
Product: Urb1p
Exons: 1
Coding region: 1-6006 (2001 amino acids)
Biological process (GO): maturation of LSU-rRNA from tricistronic rRNA transcript (SSU-rRNA, 5.8S rRNA, LSU-rRNA); maturation of 5.8S rRNA from tricistronic rRNA transcript (SSU-rRNA, 5.8S rRNA, LSU-rRNA)
Cellular component (GO): nucleolus
Source: RefSeq, a predicted model, not a curated record
AUGAACGCUAAUGAACUUACCAUUGAUCAUGAAUCUGUCACUUUUUCCAAGACAGAUGCUCAGAAAAGAAAGAAACUAAAAUACCAACCCUCAUCCAGCUUUCGCAUUGACGAUAAUUUGCUACUGACAUUCAACGAGAUCUUAAAAUUCAAUGAAAAAAUUAUAAAAAAGGAGAUAUCCAAAGACUCCAAAGACAUCUCACACUCCCUGGCUGAAUUGUCUCCGUUAAUUCAUUUUAUAUCUCAGAAACACAUCUCGAAUUUUGUUUCUGCAUGGAGUUAUUAUUCAACCGUAAAUGAUCACUCCAAUUUUAAUCUUUUCACUAAAAACAUUUCAAGCUAUAUCAAUAUUUUAGAUUUCUUUUACCAAAGAUUGGAGUUGUACGAUAGCCAUAAUAAAAACACAAAUAUUCAGGACUCUAUAUCCUCAUUUAUCAAAUCCCUAUACGAAAAUCAAACAAAUUUAAAGGUCAUUUUCAAAUCUUUGAAUAACUUGAACAAUAAUAAUAACUCAACUAUAAUUUCAAUUCUAAAUUUAUUAAACAAAAUCGCAUUAUUUAAUGAUUCGUCUCUUAUCGAUGAUUUCAUUUCCAUUUUUUUCCAAUUUAAUGCUCUUUCUAUAGACCUUGAUCCCACUAAUGAGACCAGCAACAACAACUCUGCAGCUUUGAAUACAAAUGAUACAUCGAUAUCAGCAAAUUAUCUAGUAAAUCUUUACAAAUUGCUAAUUCCUUCAAAAUUAAACUCCAAUAAAAUUUUAAAUUCUUACUCCAUUCGUUAUAAUUUCAUUUCGUUUUAUUUAAACUUAAUUCACCAUUCAUCUCCCUCAAUUAGAAAAAGUUUAUUACUAAUUAAUCAAAAUAAUAACAAUAAAAAUAAUAAAACUAAUAUUUCUUCAAAUAACUUUAUAAAUAACAAUAAAUCAUUCAUAAAUAAGAUUUUAACCACUUGGUUUAAGUUCAUGCCCACCAAUGAUCCUGAUAAUUUAAUCAUAAAGACUCUAUCUAUUUUCAAAGAGAAAAUUAUAAAAGAAUCUUUAUUUAAGAAAAUCACUAAAAUCCAACUAUUCAAUGAUUUAUCCUUAAAUAAACUUCUACCUCUCUACUCAAAAAAGGAUGAUUCAAUUAUCCAAGAAUUCGAUGAAUUCUUAAACAUUUAUUUUUUAAACGAAGAAUUCGGUAUUAUAAAUUUAAAUGCCAACCAAAGCUUUCUUUUUCAAAGUAACUACCAAAAUAAUUAUUUAAAUAACUACAAUGCUAAUCAAAAUAACUUCAUCACAAUAAAUAACAAGAAAUUUCCUACUCAAAAUAAAUUGAUUUACAAUUUCAUCAUAAAUUUAAAACCUUGGGAAAAUUUAUAUCACUCAAAAUUAAUUAUAAACAUCUUUAAAAAAUUGCCAGAGUUGAUUCCUCCUUAUAAUCUCAACUCAUCUUUAAGUUCUUUAAAUCUUGAUCCAAAAUUAUCUUCUUAUUUCAUUGGCCAGUCAUAUUUCUUACAAAACCAAAUCAAUAUAAAUAUCAAAUUGCCAAAUUUAUCUAACAUUGAUAAUAAUUUAUCAAAGAUUUCAAUUGAUUCUGUUUUCGAAUUGAUUUUACCUUCAAAUUUAUCAAAACUAAAUAUAACUAAAGCUUUCAAAUUUGACGCCCUUCUAAUUCGACAAAUCAUUAUCCAAUUAUUAAUUUCAAUCUUUAAAAAAUUUGAUCUUUUUUCUCAAUGGUUCAAAGCCUCUAAUUUAUUAGAUGACUUGUCAAUUUUGGUUUCAAAAUUCCAAAAUUCGUUUCCAGAUUUAUCAAUAGUCUUAUCUUGUUUGACCGAUAUUAAUAAUAAACACAUGUCUUUGCCUAAUGAUAACCCCAAAAAUUAUAAAUUAAUGAUUUUAUCUUUAUUAAUUUUAAUCAAUGAUUAUAUAAAUACAUUCUCAAACAUUAAUUUCCAAUUUCCAAAUUUAGAUUUUUUCAUAAAUUUAUUCGAUCAAUCAAGUUUUAGUGGUAUUGAUUUAAUUUUGUUGGAUAAUUUUUUCAAUUUACAAAAUAAUUCUCUAUUAUCUAAUAUUAAUAGCAAUAAUGCUUCAACAAAUAUUAGUAAAUGGUGGAUUCCCUCAAAGUCUUCUAAUUCUUUGUUCACAAGUUUAAUAAAGUUAAAUUGCGUUAAUUAUUCUUCCAAUUUAACCAUAAACAACAAAAUUUUAAAAUUAUUAAAUAAUUUAAUUAGUUCCCAUCAAACUUUGAUUUUUAGUGCUCCCAACUCAAUUACUAACAGUAAUUCAAAAAUAUUGAUCCCCCAAACAUAUUCACUAUUACACUCACUAAAUUUGAUUUAUCACGCACGUUUUAGUAAUGAUGUGAAUUUUCAAUUCCAAAAAAUCUAUUCCUUGUUAGACAAUACAAUUUCAAGAGUGAUACAAACACCUUACAAGUAUCUUGAUAUUUCUAAAAAAACUAACUAUUUAAGUCCCUUUUUGAUUACCUUUAUUGAACAACUUAAGUAUAUUGAUAAGAAAACCGAUUAUGAUAUUGUACUACUUUGGGUAUUGAAAUUCUUUCAAUGUCUCAUUAUAUCUGGAGAAUCAAAUGUUGAAAUCUUUCAAUAUUUGAAACUAGAAUUACGAGGCAAGGAUAAAUUAGUGGAUGAAAUUUUAUUCAGCAAGAAUUCGCUAGAAAAUGUUUUUUUAAUUAGCACUAAUGAUGAAUCAUUACUUGAAAAUGAUGCAAGUUUUCAUAUUGCUGAAAAUUUGAAUAUUCUCACUGAAACUAAAAAAAAUAGUAUAAUUUCUCAGUUUUCUUAUUUCGAAUAUAUCUUAUCCGAACCCUUUAACGAGCUAUCCGGUAUCAAGCAAGAUUUUCCUAACAAUGAUCUUGACUUUGUGGGGCUACUUUUUAGAAUAAAGCUUCUAAUUCAAAAUAAUAAACUUUCAUUCAAGAAGGCAAAUUCGAAGACUGUUCUAUCCACAAUGAUUGCUCAAGUUUUCAAGUACUUGUCAAUGAAUUUUGAUAUAAUGAUCUUGUUUAUCAAAAAUUGCACUCACUGGGCUGAUUUGGUUUUUAACUCGAAAAACGAAAUUACAAAUGAAAAGUCAUUACAUGUUCUAGCAGAAAUAUCGAGGUUUUUCUUUGAAGUUUACCAAAAAAUCAAUGAAGAUGAAAAAACAAUUGAUAUCAACAAACCUAAUAUAUUUGGCUUGUAUUCAGAAUACAUAAAAUUGAUUUUAAGAGCAAAAAGCAAAAGUCAAGAUAUGAUCAAGUUGUUAGACAACUCUUUCUGGUCCUUGCCAGACAAAGUGAUUUCUGACUAUUCUUUGACUGCAUCUGAUUUCAAAGAUAAUUUUAUUAAUGUGCUAUUGAAGCAAUUCUAUUCUAGAAAAAUGGAAAUUCCAGUUAGUAUGAUGGUUACAGCAUUGAAAAGUCUCAAAGAUUCGAAAAUUUUGGAUUUGUCUCCUAUCUUAUAUAAUAUAGUAGAUAACAACCUCAUCGAAUCUAUUGAUAAAGAGCAUGCUAAAGAAAUUGCAUUAUUGAUAAUUGAUGAACCAUAUAAUUACCCAAUUUUGGGAGCGAUAAUGAAAAACCAAAAUAAUGUCUUUGAUUACGUUGUUUUUGAGUUGGAAAAUAUUAUAUCUUCAAAUAAUUUGAAUCCAUCAACAACUAACUUAUUAAUCUUACAUAUCACUUCUUGUUUCAAAGAGCACAUUAUUUCAAAAUUUAUUAAAAGGCAUCGAAAUAAAGAUUUGCUAAAUUCCCUUAUUGAAAAAUCACUCAAAAUUAUAUUUAUUUUGCUUCAAAAUGAUGAGUUUUUCAACUUCCUGUUGCAUAAAAUUAUUGAUAUAAUUGUUGAUCAGAUUAAGUUUUUUUCCGAAAAUGAUAAACUCUUUAUAAUAAGCAAGUUGUUUAGUGUUAAUUUUAACCUAUUUACUAAUGAAAAUGACAAGGUUUUUAUAUUAUCUAAAUUUCUUGGAUUAGUUCAGAAUUUGAAAGAAUUUAUUAAUCUGAAAAUCAUCAAGAAUUGGUUUAACAAUUUUAUUUUAGAUUUAAAUAAACAAUUUUCUUGGAUCAAUACUGGUCAGAAAAACAUAAAAGAAAUUAAACCUAUAAUAAAAAAUCUCAACUCUUUUCUCCGUUCUGAUAAAAAUUUAUGUCUCUGGAAUAUAAUUUCAGAUAAAAGUUUGUUAAACAUUCAACUAGAAAUAUUAUUGGGUUCAAAUAAUUUGCUACUUGAUAACGAUAUUUUAAUAUAUAUUAAUUUAAUAUUACUUGAUCACCAGCGAUACAAAAAGUUGGCUCAAACAAAUAGAUUAUUGCAGAUAUUAAUCAACAAUAGCAACAUUGUAUUCAAUAGAAAAGAUGUUAUCAAGGUAAAUGCAAUGACCAAUAAUUCUCAAGCUACAAAAGAUAUUACAGAUUUUUCAAUCACAGAUAUUAAGUUUCUAACAAGUUUAAUUUUGUACAAGUUGAUUAAGUAUGAUGCAAAUCAAGUACAUGAUUAUAAUUUACAAGAGCAAAUUUUAUUAUUUUAUUCGGGUUCAAUAAAUUCAUACGACUUGAUUUUUUUCAAAAUAUUAGAGAUCAUUGAAACUCGGUCCAGAAGUUCAUGGAUGAACAAUUAUCUGAUUGGGAACAAUUAUCUGAUUGGCUUCGAAUUCAUUGAGAUUGAAGAAAUGAGCAACACUAGUGAACUUGAAGAAAUCAGAUUCAUCUCUAAAAAUAAAGAAAAAAACCAAAAGAAUACCAGAAGUAAACUCACUGUAUCACUAUCAAAAAAGUUGAUUGAACUAUCAUGUAAUAAUUUUAUAAAUCAAAAAAUUGACAUUUUUGAAGAGAAAAUUGAAAAUAAUUGGGAUGCUCUUAGUGCAUAUAACAGUCAAUACAAAGAAAUUAAAUGUGUGGACUAUCGUCUGAACAGUACCAUCACACAUUUGUCGAUUUAUGAUGCAAGAUUUUUGAGCUUAUUAAUAUUAAAUAACAAAGAAUUUGUUACCAUCAAAGACAAUGUGAUUAAAUUCAAUAUAAGACGAUUGAUAGAGAUGAGGCUUUUAGAAUUUAUAAUUGUCAGUUUGAAUUCAACUGAUCAAAGAUUGGUAAGUAUUCUGCUAAAGAUAUUAAGUAAUAUCUUGAUUGAAAUGGAAGAUAACGAGAAAAAAGCCACGAAUAACCAUCUCGAAAGUAAUGAAACAAACGAAUCCACAAAACAGGGCGAUCAAAAUGAUAAGCUGCAAAAAAAGAAUUAUACUAUCAGAGAUGGAUAUAUAAUAAAAAUUUUACUCAGUAAAUUAUUUUUCACUUUGAGAACAGAUGGUUUUAACAAAUUAUCAAACAUUUUCCUAGUUCAAAUAUCUAGAAUUGUUAAAAUUUUAAACAAUCCAACUCAUUUCUUAUAUAAUAAGGUAUUUUGGUAUUUAUUAAACACCAAUAAAUUUAAUAUGAGCGAAUUGCCCAUCUUUAAAAACAUAAUUAAAAUUGGGGGCAGCACUAACGAUAAUAAAAAUAAAAAUAAAAACAUUAGCACCAAUAUCAAUAACUAUAAUAGCGCAAACUUUAUAAGAGAAAUUAAUUGGAUAGUUGAUGGAAUUUUAGUUGGAUUGAAAGAUGAAAAAGAUCUAAAAGUGUUAAUAAAAAGUAAAGCGCUUGAUUGGAUUUUGUCCUUUUUGAACAUGAUUACUUUAUCCAAUGCAUUGAGGUUUAAACUUAAUUUAGUUUUGGCUAAAAUUCAGGAACUUAACAAUGAUAUUAAUUUUGAUAACAAUUGGAACCUAUUAAUAACAAGAUUCGGUGAUUUAUGUUACUUAGAACAAAGAAUUUCUGGAUUGAAUAAAAACGAAUUGAAAUCUAUCAAUAACAUCAAUACUAGUGUUAAUAUUAUUGAUCAAAACAAAAUGAAUCACAAUUCAGAAGAGCUAAUUAACUUGAAAUCCAUAGCCAUCAGAUAUCAAAUUUUAAAUGAAAAUAAUAAGAGGAUCAAAAAGUGGACAGAAGAUGACUUUGUCAAUAGCAUUAAAAGAAUUUGCAGUAAAUAUUAG